This is a messenger RNA of Hymenoscyphus albidus, 2206 nucleotides long. The record is from the annotation of a GenBank genome assembly. NCBI's taxonomy places the organism in Eukaryota, Fungi, Ascomycota, Leotiomycetes, Helotiales, Helotiaceae.
CCUAACGAAGCUCCUAGCUGAAGUUUUUUGAUUAGACCAAACAUGAGACUUUACCUUUCGUUUUUGGAGAAACCAAGAGGCUGCAUUAAAUCUUUGUAUUGGGUAUUCGAGAAGGAUAUUAGCUACUCGUGGCUAAUUGGUAGCAGAUCUCUAUGGCUGGAUUGGCAAUGUGGAUCUUCCAUUAAGUGACCAACGAGCCAACUACCAUUAUGUGCUAAUUGAUACCAGAAAGUUCAGGUAUCGAAAAUUGAUCAGAAGCUCCAGAAGACAGAUGGUGCUAGAAAGCAAGAGUUCUUGAGGCACCUACUUUAAUAUGGGACUUCUUCAUCUGAGUCCAAUCAAGACUUCUUGUCCCAAAAGUCAUGAGUGAAUUACUGAAGUGAGUUUUCCUUGCUCAUAUCUAUAUUCAAAACUUGAUACAUGAUAUAGUGAAACCAACUUUCGCACUGGCACUUAUAGUUUGGAAGAUGCAGGUAAGUAGGGAGGGGAGUCACUGGGAGUGAAUAGAUUUGUGUAACCUUAUCGGUAUAACCUUGGCAAUGGCGUACCACGUUCUUCUUCAGCCUUGCAGAUCACAAGCUUUGAAGCCUCGCCAUCUCGAGCAACGUGAGAGAACCCCUCAACCUUCCUAUUUUAUCGACACGAUGAAUUUGGCACUCACUGAUCCCUUUGGUCUUGCUCAAGACUAUCCCGAAUCCACUACAGGAAGCCUUCGAAGCGGGCACGCGUGCGCUCUUCGUUUCAAUCGCAAGGGCGACUACCUCGCAGCUGGACGCGCCGAUGGCGUGGUUGUGAUCUUUGAUGUUGAGACGCAGGGUGUCGCACGAAAAUUGAAAGGACAUACUCGGCAGAUUCAAUCUCUGAGUUGGUCACAUUGUGGCAGAUACCUCUUGACGUCCAGCCAGGAUUGGAAAUGCAAUCUUUGGGAUUUGCAAGAUGGCAGCAUUUUACGAAGUAUUAGAUUUGAGGCGGCAGUCUACAUUGCGGAGUUGCACCCGUGGAACCAGUAAGUUUGCGAUCGCGUCUCUCGCUGAUGGCUCCAAUUGAUUGGGACAAUAGUUUAGUGUUUGUUGUGGCUCUCUACGAAGAUCAACCCUUAUUCAUCGAUGCCUCGGAUCCUUUGACUCUGAAAUAUCACCUCCCUUCAGCACCAAAAAGAAGGGCAGACGAAAAUUUGACCGAGAAGCAAAUAGCAGCAGAUUUCAAACAAUCAACCACUGUCUGCGUAUUCUCAGCAUCAGGGGAGCAUAUUUUGGCCGGUACCAAUAAAGGAUGGUUGAACAUAAUCGAGGUUGAAUCGAGGUCCACGAUAUAUUCCACAAAGAUUUGCGGGGGCGUGGUGACUCUCUUACGACUUACCAGCUCGGGCAGAGAUAUCGUCAUUAAUUCUAUAGACAGGGUCAUUCGAACUGUACAGAUGCCCAAUUUAUUGGCGGAUCCGGAUACGAUUAAUAUCGAGGUCGAACAUAAGUUCCAGGACGUUGUCAAUAGAUUGAUGUGGAAUCAUGUGGCAUUCAGUUCUACUGGAGAGUAUGUUUCAGCUUCAACAUAUAACAAUCACGAUAUUUAUAUUUGGGAGCGAAACCAUGGCAGUUUGGUAAGAAUUCUGGAGGGGACCAAGGAGGAACAUGGCGUUGUUGAAUGGCACCCCCAUCGGCCAAUGAUUGUUGCUUGUGGGGUGGAGACAGGUCGCAUUCAUAUCUGGUCAAUCGUACCCCAACAACGAUGGUCAGCUCUGGCACCGGAUUUUGUGGAGGUUGAAGAGAACGUGGAAUAUCAGGAACACGAAGACGAGUUUGACAUUCACCCCCAGGAAGAGAUACAUAAAAGACGUCUUGAUCUUGAAGAUGACGAUGUUGAUGUUUUGACUGUUGAGCCUAUCAAGGGGUUAGAUGAAGAGAAUCACUUCCGGAUGCCAGUACAACUCGAUCUUCAAGAUAGCGAGGGCGAGGAGGAGUUUGUUGCCAUCGGGAGGGGAGAGAUGCGAAGGAAAAGCCCAACCCAGAGCAAAGAAUAUAUCCUUGAUACCGAGGUCGUAGGUAGCGGAGAUGACCUGCCGAAAAAGGCAAGAAAGAAGAAUAGAAAGCGUUGAUUUUCUUCUCCGGCGUGGUGUUUUGGAGUUAUUACGGAGAAUGGCGUUUAUUCGGCUGAGAACUCGUAAAGGGGACAAAAUUCAGGUAGAUACCAAUUUCAAGAAUGCUUUUCA